Molecule: messenger RNA, 6013 nt
Organism: Haemorhous mexicanus (house finch)
Lineage: Eukaryota; Metazoa; Chordata; Aves; Passeriformes; Fringillidae
Gene: GRK7
Product: G protein-coupled receptor kinase 7
Exons: 4
Coding region: 2505-4307 (600 amino acids)
Biological process (GO): protein phosphorylation; regulation of signal transduction; signal transduction
Cellular component (GO): cytoplasm
Molecular function (GO): ATP binding; rhodopsin kinase activity
Source: RefSeq, a predicted model, not a curated record
UCAAACCCUGCUUUUAGCUCAUGUCACGUGCAUGGCAUUAGUAGCUGAAAAUUACGGUUGUGGAAGAGUUUUUCCAAAGUGUCAGCUCAAAGGGGUGUUGAUACAAAUGAAGUAUUAGGAGAGUUAAUGUUGAAAUCAAAGCAGCUGAUAUUUUUGUGUAUCUAUUUGCAUAUUAUAAGUAUCUUGUUGACCAGUAAUUGAGGUUCAUCCAGAACAUAAAGUAAUGAAUUUUAAGUCCUGCAUAUUUUCUCUCUGAUUUGGUGAUUAGCCUAAGUCCCAGUCUUUCUGUGAGCUCUACACCAGAGAACUUCUCCAAAUCAUGCCCUGAUAAGGCUGAUUAGCAUGAUUGUUAGUACGUCCCCGUGUUCAGUUCUGUGAUUUUUCACCUCUUGUACAUGAAAAAUAAACCAUUUUUGCUUCUCACCCAAACACACUGUUUUAAGAGCAGGUAACACUACCUUAAAUAGCCAAUGUCAACUAAUAGAUUAAUGCUGAUCUGCUUUUCUCCAGUGUUUAAUAAAUGCUGAGCAGAUUUGGAUAAGUCAGCAAGCAAAUCUCAAAAGUGACUGGAGUAAUGAGUAUAUGUUGAAUCAUACUGUUUGAUUUUGCUUUUAAUGAAGUUAUGUUAUUUUAGAGAAAAUUUAUGUUCCAUAGAAACUGGGAAAGAUUCUAAUUAAUUGAAUAGAAUGGUCUUUGAAGCUGUAAAUGUGUCUGUCUUAUGCAGGUGCCAUAAACAUUAGGAAUUUUCUAGAUUUGCUUAGGCAUGAGUAUACCAAUAGCUGCAAUAAGCUUGAGUUCAGCCUUAGGGCCCCAGCUACCAGCCAUUUGUCCUGCUGCUCUUUGAGCUGUGGUGGAUAUUCUGGCCAAACAUAAAAAAGACCCUACUGAAUUUCAGGAAAUUAAAAAAACCCCUGAAAUUAAAGCUCUGUUACUUUCAUGCCUUUCUCUACCGAGGGAUUAUUGGAAUGUGUUGCUGUAGGCCCCAUUUUCAGGACAGCCAGCAGCAGAACUCCCCAUUUCUUCCCUUGGCUCUUAGCAGCGUUGCCCACGCUAUUGACUGCUCUGUUGAGUACUUUAUGUAACCUCCCACCCUGGGCUUGCUCUCACCUGGCAGAACUGGCCAGGCCUUCGAGUGUCUGCCUUACAAUUCCCCCUGUUCUCAUGCACACAGGCAGUUUGCAGUGGAUGGCCCUCUCCAUCACUCCUAGAAAAACACUUCCUUGGGAACUCUGUAGAGUGCAAGCACGAGUUUUAUGUUGAAUAGAUUCAGUGUGGACAAGAUUAAGCAUGUAAAAACAAAACGCUGCAUGGUUGUAGAAUGGCAAAAGCAGCCAAGAAGGGCUUAACACUUAUUACAGGGAGUCUGAAAGGUGCCUGUUAUUACUGUUGGUGUUUAGUUUUUGUAAUUCAGCUCUUCAGCUUGCUCUAAGAUUGUGAAAAAAGAAAAAAGACACUUGACCUUGACCUCAGUACAGCUUGACCCCAGUGUUACUUCUUUUCUUGUUCUCAUAGUACUUUCCUUAUAUUUAAGGAAAAUUUUAACAGCCAAAUCACCUGACCCUACAGCAGAAGGGGACUUAGCCUAGGGAGUGCCACACAUAAGUUUUAUUCUUUUGAAGGGAAAAAAAUGCCUCCUGGUAGGCAGCCAGCCAGUGCAGGUGGAAUUUGCCUUCACUUGAUUAUAAUCAGCUUUGUCCCUUUGUUGAUGUCACCUCAGCUAUAUGUUGUUGCCACCUUCUUAUCCAACCACUUUCUGUCAUAAAGCUCAGCAGGAAAAAUAAACUGAGGCCAAAACAACAUAUGGAAGUGUCUUGGCAAGAUUUGGCUGUUCAUUUGAAGUGUUUUUCUUUUUUCUGUGGGUAGGAGAUGAAGUCAGAGCUGUGUUGUUUCAUAUAUAAGGAUCAUUAUUUUUAGACCAGUGGCAGUUCUUAGCCUCUGCAUGUAAUCUGCUCAGACAGAGCCACGCGAGGCAGCAGGGUUUGCAUGAACUGUCUGUGGGGCUCAGUCACUGAUGUUGAAUAUAACUUGAGCAUUGGAGGUGUGAAUGCUCAAAGCACUGAAUUAUGUGGUUCAUCUAUGUCAAGGUCUUUUAGGCAUGGCAGAUUUGUGAUAAAAGCUUUUCAUAAAAGCAGUUGUUAGUCUGCUGGAGUUCGAUGUCAACCAGGGGAGAUCCAGGCCUGUCCUUCGACUGUGGCCGAAGUGCCCCUGAGUUGGAGAGAGUGCGUGUAUUGCAGCCAUGAAUCUCUGCAUGCUCCCAGCAGCCAGGGACAGUGCAUGUAGAGGGAAUUUUGGCACAUUUAAAGGUUAUCAGGGCCCAUUCUGAAAAACACCAGCUGAACCACGUGCAUUUGGUACUGCCAGUGGGAAGGUUUGCCUAGGGUGUCAUCCCUCAAGCUAUACAUAGCAAACUCAAAGCUUCUUACAGAGAAACCUCUUACCAGUCACUUUCCACAAAUGGUGCCUAUACCUAAAGGUACUUAGUGAAAAUCCUUGAGAGGUAUUUAAUGCAAAAGCAGUUAGUUUCCCUGGUGUUUUUCAGAAGCCUUCACACACCACUAGCAGGGAGAAGUGCAGUGCAGCUACAGCACAGCUCCUGGGCCAGUUACUCAUUUUGUUUGAACCCGGCUCUGCCACCCCAAGGGCUUGCCAAGAUGUGUGACAUGGGGGGGCUCGAUAACCUGAUUGCCAACACUGCCUACCUCCAGGCAAGGAAGAGUGGAGAAGGAGACACCAAGGAAAUGCAAAAGAGGCGUAAGAGCCUCUCGCUGCCCAAGAUUGAGGAGUGCAAAGACCAUAGAGAGUCCGUUGCUGGUGAUUAUGACAGCAUCUGUGAACAGCAGCCUAUUGGCAAGAAAUUCUUCAGAGACUUUUUAGAGACAGUGCCAGAAUAUUUGGUAGCUAGGGACUUCCUGGAUGAGGUGUCAAGCUGGGAGUUGGCAGAGGACAAUCUCAAGAGCAGUAGCAUGGAGAAUAUUGUCACCAAUUUUCUUAAGGAAGGCGCCAAAAACUAUCUGUCUUUCAUGAGCUCUGACUUGGUCAGCAAAUGCAAAGCAGCUACUGCAAAAGACUAUGAGAACAUCGUGCAGCUGGCCAAGGAGGAAACCAAAGUCUUCUUUAAAGACAAGCCCUUCCAGGACUUCCAGAACAGCCCCUUCUAUGACAAAUUCAUCCAAUGGAAAGUGUUUGAGAAGCAACCAGUAACUGAUAAAUACUUCUCUGAGUUCCGAGUGCUGGGCAAAGGUGGCUUUGGAGAGGUUUGUGCCAUCCAGGUCAAAAAUACUGGCAAGAUGUAUGCCUGCAAGAAACUGGAUAAGAAAAGGUUGAAAAAGAAAAGUGGAGAGAAGAUGGCACUGCUGGAGAAAGAGAUUCUGGAGAAGGUCAACAGCCCUUUCAUAGUCACACUAGCUUAUGCCUAUGAGACCAAAACCCAUCUGUGUCUUGUUAUGAGCCUCAUGAAUGGAGGGGAUCUGAAGUAUCACAUCUACAAUGUGGGAGAAAGGGGUUUGGAAAUGAAAAGGAUCAUCUUUUACUCAGCUCAGAUCACCUGUGGGAUUCUGCAUCUCCAUUCCAUCAAAAUUGUGUACCGGGAUAUGAAACCAGAGAAUGUCCUCCUGGAUGAUAAUGGGAAUUGCAGACUGUCUGAUCUUGGACUGGCCGUGCAAGUCAAAGAGGGAAAAAGCAUCACCCAGAGGGCUGGGACAAAUGGCUACAUGGCUCCAGAAAUCCUGAAGGAAGAGGACUACAGCUACCCCGUGGACUGGUUUGCUAUGGGCUGUACUAUUUAUGAGAUGGUUGCUGGGAGAACACCAUUCAAGGAUUUCAAAGAAAAGGUCAAUAAGGAUGAGGUUAGAAGAAGAACUCUGGAAGAUGAGGUGAAGUUUGAACAUGCCAGCUUUACAGAGGAAGCGAAAGAUAUUUGCAAGCUGUUUUUGGCUAAGAAAAAAGAGGACCGUUUAGGAAGCAGGAAUGAAGACGAUGACCCAAGAAAGCACAGCUUCUUCAAAACGAUAAAUUUCCACAGGUUAGAGGCAAACCUUGUUGACCCUCCAUUUGUGCCAGAUCCAUCAGUUGUCUAUGCCAAAGAUGUUGCAGACAUUGCUGACUUCUCUGAAAUACGAGGAAUUGAGUUUGAUGACAAAGACAAGAAGUUCUUCAAAAAGUUUGCGACAGGUGCUGUCCCUAUACCCUGGCAGGAAGAAAUCAUCGAAACGGGACUGUUUGACGAACUGAACGAUCCCAACAGAGUUGUUUCUGGAGGUUAUGCAAACGGAGGGGAAGCUAAGUCAGGAGUUUGUUUGUUGUUGUAAUUAUAUCAUUACCAAAAAGAGUAGAAACCACCUCAGAACUUUACAUAUUCUGACUCUCUUUCAGAAACUCAGUACACCUGUUUGAGAAGAGCCAGCCAGUGUAAUGUGACAUUGACAGGCUGUGUAGGACCACCAGCUGAAUAGACUGUAUUAUUUUCCUUUGCUCUAAGAAAGGAGAUAUUUUUGUGUUGUUGGAGAUUAAGCAAAUGAAGAACCAUAUUUCUCCAAGAAGUUUAGAAUAGAAAUUCUGAAAUACAGAAAGCAAUGAUAGAAUGAAGAGUCAAAAGCUUUUGAAAAUGACUGUUACUGCUUUGAAUACAAUGAAUCAUUGGUUUUCUUUCUUUUUUCUUGUUAUUUCUACUAACAUUUCCUCUUUAUUCCACAGUUUUCAGGAAGGAUUUUUUCAUUUUCAGGUAAUCUCGGACAGUGGAGCUCAUAUACCCUGUCAAACUUGGAAUCUUACUGGCUAGCCAGUCUGUCUGUUAAACUCUGUUAGGUUUUGGGUGGUUUAUUGUAAUAUGUUCAGAUUGUCAUAAGAUAUAAAGAAAGCUCUACAUGUCACUUGGAAAUGAGAACAACAGGAUCAAACUCUUUGCAAAAGUGAUUUUAAUGGAGUGAAGAUAAGAUUGCACCAAUUUAAUGGAAUAAAGCAAUUAUUUAUUAUUAUUAAGUGUAUUCUUACAAGUGAUAAUACUAUAUACAAAGAAAAUAUAUUUACAAGUAAAUACAUAUUCUUUUUGACAAUUUUAAACUUUUAUCAGAUUUCCUGAUAAUUUUUCUGUAUUUUGGUGAUAAAUUAAACUACAGAUAGACCAAAGCAAUUUGUAAUUGAUUUUUACAAGACAUUUGUUUCAGUGUAAUGUAGAUUUUAAUUCAAGUUGCAAAAUGCAUGAUACUGUUAAGUGAUGUAAUUGUGAAAAAGUUAUGUAUGCAAAUUGAAACUAUCUUCAAAUGUUUAUUGAUUCUCAUGGAAAUUUUGAAGUGUUUUUAUUUUUCAAUUUUAUGACAACCUAAAUUGAAUUACUUGGGAAUAUUGCUAUGAAUACUUGCUACUGGUGAAGUGUAUUACUCAUGAGAGGCCUCCUGCUGAUUUUCUGUGAUAAGAAAAUAGGCAGUUGUUCUUUGCACAGCUUUUAAAACUGACCCUGCACAUGCUGGUCACUGUCAUCUAUCCAGCUGUAAUUUCCAUUGACUAAAGUGGAAGUGGAAGCUGCUUCAUUCCUUGUAGUCCUGGAGGCUGCAAAUGUCCCAUUUUCUGUUUUUCAUACAGCAAACUUCCUACUGAACUCAAGGACUUCUUUUGGCUAGACACUGGUAUUAACUCACGUGUGUUUCAGCGAGGAGAACCUGUAUAUAAAGUGUCUUCUGUACUCAGGUCUGUCCUGUGGAGCACAGAGCAUUGGUAAUUAUUUGUGACCUAAUAGCACAUCCCAGACUCUUUAAGUUUUAAAUACUGUAAGUGUUUUAGUCACAGCUAAGUAAUACAUUGGUAAUACUUUGUGUUGUUCUGAGUAGAAAAAGAAUUGCUCUUUUUUCCUUUUAAAUUUGCUUUUCCGGUGCUUUAUAUACUUAAUAUUGAAGUGAAAAAUCAAGAACAGUUGUACUGAGGAUUAGUGGGUAAUUCUGUUCAUGAAUUAUGAGCAUAAAAUUGUCUGCCUUUUGAAUGGAAACUUUCUGUCAAAUAAUUUAAAACUAUAUAAGCUGAA